AUGUAUAAUGAGAUAGAAGGAAAUUACGAUGACGUCGCCAUUAGUACGUUCAAAAGGGGCCUGCCGACAGAGCAUGGCUUAAGAAAGUCUCUCACUGGGAAGCCAGUCACCAAUGUGUGCCAACUCAUGGACAGAAUUGACAAGUACAAAAGGGUCGAGGAGGACCAGCAGAUAGAGAAGGGUAAGGCGAAGGUUGUCUCUCAGGAGAGAAGGGACUUCAAGUUGGACCGCUUUAAUAGCAGUAACAGGCUGAGAAGAGACUACACGGAACAGUCCGAACCUACUGGGGCUCAGGCAGUCCAUGCUGUGUUCCGAGAACCAUUGCACAAGAUCCUAGAGAAGGUGAAAUGCGAACCUUUCUUUCAGUGGUCGAACAGGAUGGCAGGUGACCCCACAAAACGUAAUCAGAAUUUGUACUGUGCGUACCACCAGGAGCCAGGUCACACCACCGAUGAUUGUAGGAAUUUGAAAAACCAUCUGGAUCGUCUUGUCCGAGAAGGGAAGUUGAGGCAUCUGUUGCACCGCCCUAAAGGAUGGCAGGAACAGUCAAAUAUCGAAACCAGACAAGGCACAUUGAGGCCGCCCAUUGGCACAAUAAAUGUCAUUCUUGCCGCACCUGGAAGGACCGGUUCCAGCCUUUUCAGAGUAAUGUCAGUAGGUAGGUACCCGACUGAGCCGGAUGAAAGGGAAUCCAAGAGAGCCAGAGUGAGUGCGACGCCCUUAAUCGGAUUCUUGGAGGAGGACAAGCACGGACCCUUCAACCCCACGACGAUGCCCUAG
This is a messenger RNA of Quercus lobata, 780 nucleotides long. RefSeq lists its product as uncharacterized. Lineage: Eukaryota; Viridiplantae; Streptophyta; Magnoliopsida; Fagales; Fagaceae. The coding region runs from base 1 to 780 and encodes 259 amino acids. The record is from RefSeq and is a predicted model, not a curated record. The transcript has a single exon.